UUAUCUGCAGUAUACCGUGGGUUCUAAAUGAAGAAAAAAAGAAAAACAAGCUCGUGAAAGCAAGGUGCUGUCAAGUGUGUCAGGGUUCUUUCUCAUCUUUGAAUUGAAUACAAAUUAUCACCUGCUAGCUUAGCAGGUAUAAGAAGAAAGCAAAAAAAAAAUUCAAAAAUCAAUUUGAAGAGUAGUAGCAUAGCAUGUGAAAUAACAGUGUUCCAAAGAUGGAAUUGAAGUAAAUGGGAAUCAAAUAAUUAACAACAGCAGUACGGUAAUACUUAAAAAAAAAUUCACAGUUUGAAGUAUUAUUAUUGUACUGUGGUUUCUGGACCCUGAUAAUAGUAAUAAAUCACAACGGUUAAUGGUGGUAGUGUGGUACUAUAUAGUGAUAGAAAUGUAGACCCAAGAGCAACCACUUGUUGAACCCAAAUCCCAAUAUUGGACUAACAGCAUCUAAAUUAUCAAAGGCUACUUUUGCUCUCUUUAGGAUACUAAAAAUUGAAGCCGUGACAAUAGGGUACCUUUAAAAAAAAAGCUGAACAUUAUAUUAUACUAGUGGUAUCAAUCAAAUAGGAUGUGCUAGCACCGCAGAUAGUUACUCAACACAAAUUAGUAACCCAUCAUAGUCAUACUUUUUACAACCCAGCUUCUCCCUUAAUUUCCUCAAACAUCACUUUCUUUAUUUCUUUCUCCUCUUUUUCAUCACUCCCAAGCCCACCACUCUAACAACUCACUCACUCUCUACUUGAUAAAACUCUCUUAUAAGCACUCAGCUUCUAUAUGCAUGUUUUCAAGCUUCAGCUUUGAAUAGAAUUUGAUAUAAUUAUUCUUAUAAUGGAUAUAGAUUUAGUUUCUUCCCCCUCCAAGACGAAAGACAUCGACGGCCUCCUCGCCGAUGUCGGAUACAAAGUCCGGUCUUCUGAGCUGCAUCAAGUAGCUCAUAAUAUCGAACGGCUGGAGAACGCGAUUGUGAAUUCAUCCAGCGACAUUUCUCAAUUCGCUUCGGAUACUGUCCACUACGAUCCCUCCGAUAUUGGCAAUUGGGUGGACAAUCUUCUCACUGAAUUCGACCAUACAGUCUCUUUACCCUAUGAUUUCUCUGAACUACCAGAUCUCGCAGCACCACCGCUGCCGCCGUCACAAGAUCAACACUACCUCCACCAAUUAAAGGUGGUGACCACCGUUGAAGAAGACUCUGCAAUUAAGCUAGUUCACAUGCUGAUGACGUGUGCGGACUCGUUGCAACGUGGCAAUUUACCAUUGGCUGGCUCGUUAAUUGAAGGCAUGCAAGGGUUGUUAGCAGAGAUGAACACCAACUGCGGCAUUGGAAAAGUCGCCGGGUACUUCAUUGAUGCAUUGAACCGCCGUAUCUUCGGUAUAAACAAUGUUAUCAGUGUUUCUCUUCCGAAUGAGAACGAUAUUCUUUACCAUCACUACUACGAGGCUUGUCCUUACCUCAAAUUCGCUCACUUCACAGCUAAUCAAGCUAUACUGGAAGCUUUCAAUGGCCACGAUUGUGUUCAUGUUAUUGAUUUCAACCUCAUGCACGGUCUUCAAUGGCCGGCGUUGAUUCAAGCUCUUGCUCUUCGUCCUGGUGGACCUCCAUUUCUACGGCUAACCGGCAUUGGUCCGCCGUCGCCGGAUGAGCGGGACAACCUCCGCGAAAUCGGGUUGCGGUUAGCCGAGCUAGCUAGAUCGGUGAAUGUUAGAUUCGCGUUUCGUGGAGUUGCGGCUUGGCGGCUUGAGGAUGUGAAGCCGUGGAUGCUUCAGGUGAGUUCUAAGGAAGUUGUGGCGGUUAAUUCUAUAUUGCAACUUCAUCGUCUUCUCGGAUCUGAAUCUGAACCGGUUUCUUCGGGUAUUGAAAUGGUUUUGGGUUGGAUCCGGAGUUUGAACCCGAAAAUCAUGACGGUUGUGGAGCAGGAAGCGAACCAUAACGAGGAUGGGUUCAUGGAGCGGUUCACGGAGGCACUACAUUAUUACUCGACCGUUUUUGACUCGCUUGAAGCAUGUUCGGUUGAACCGGACAAGGCUAUGGCUGAGAUGUUUCUGCAGAGGGAGAUAUGCAAUGUGGUAUGCUGCGAGGGGUCGGCUCGAGUUGAGCGACAUGAACCACUUGUUAAGUGGAGGGAGCGGCUUGGUAAAGCCGGGUUCAGACCGCUACAUUUGGGUUCGAACGCGUUUAAGCAAGCGAGUAUGCUGUUGACUCUGUUUUCUGCGGAGGGUUAUUGCGUGGAGGAGAACCAGGGGAGCUUGAGUUUGGGUUGGCAUAGCCGCCCUCUCAUUGCGGCUUCGGCUUGGCAAGCUGUGCCUUUGCCAGAGGCUGAAACACUGCGUUUCGAUCAUUGAAGAAGAGAGAACUUAUUAACCAACAAAGCAUUGUAUUAGUUCUCACGUAACGAUACUGUAUAUUUCUCCUUCUUCAUCAUUUAGUCUAUUUUUGCCCUUAA
Messenger RNA from Lathyrus oleraceus (garden pea), 2441 nucleotides. Its product is annotated as protein SLENDER RICE1-LIKE 1. The record is from RefSeq and is a predicted model, not a curated record. The coding region runs from base 829 to 2340 and encodes 503 amino acids. NCBI's taxonomy places the organism in Eukaryota, Viridiplantae, Streptophyta, Magnoliopsida, Fabales, Fabaceae. The transcript has a single exon.